Rhopalosiphum maidis (corn leaf aphid) is the source of this 3073-nucleotide messenger RNA. RefSeq lists its product as uncharacterized. NCBI's taxonomy places the organism in Eukaryota, Metazoa, Arthropoda, Insecta, Hemiptera, Aphididae. The transcript is spliced from 5 exons. Gene Ontology annotation, cellular component: cytoplasm. Gene Ontology annotation, biological process: animal organ morphogenesis; positive regulation of cell population proliferation; regulation of cell migration. Bases 889 to 1734 code for a protein of 281 amino acids. Gene Ontology annotation, molecular function: growth factor activity; type 1 fibroblast growth factor receptor binding; type 2 fibroblast growth factor receptor binding. The record is from RefSeq and is a predicted model, not a curated record.
UUCAUACGCAGCUCUCCCGAUUACGUCUCGUCGAUCCCGCUCAAUCGCUCCCCCCGAUCCGGGUCCGCGCCGCGGAAAAACUCCGUCAACCGUCCUCGUCCGUUUGGCGCCGCCGAGUCGAAAACAGUUUGCGAAUUUUUUUUUUUUUUUUAUUAUUUUAAUUAUUAUUAUUUUUUAUUAACUAUACAUGUAGUUUUUGAAAAAAAAAUUAAAAUCGUUUCCCUUUAUUCCGCCCACGCGGCCAAAACGACCGCGAUAUCGCGAAGUCCGGCGGGUCACUAUGAUCGGUCCGUCGCCGUCGCCGACGCUGUCGCUCGACCGGCCGGCGAAACGGAGCACGCCGGUCGUCCGGACCAAACGGUAAAUCGGCAAUAAUUAUCAUUAUUAUUACAACACUGCCGCGAAAACUACCUUUGUGAUCCGCAACUGACAAUCGUGUUUUAUAUUAUGUCACUCGUAUAAUAUAGAUCAUAUUUUUUUUUAAUUUUGUUCUGUUUUUAAUAAGUUCGCUCGAUCGUGUAUACUUAUCGCGCAAACGUUCACCGCAGAUUUUUUUUCGCGUCCGAUCUGCUACAGAUCGUCAGAGAUUUUAAUAAUCUCCAGUAAUCGCAGAUCCGCAACAUACGCCCGCGGCAACAAGAACGAUAAUACUAACAUAUUAUUGCUGCAGUUUACCGGCCGUCUAACUGCCCGCCGGAGGCGAACAGCAGUGUGAAUCGUCUGAAAAUCUCGCGUGCACGAGAAAAGCUCGGUAGAAGCCCACCGCCGCUGGCACGGACGGAGGGAAAACCGGCCAAAGGUCGACGGCAGGUCUAUCCGUGCAGACAUGGUGUGUGGCCGACGACGACGAAGCCGCCGCCGCUACGCACCUGAAUUCUCACCUGCUGCAUGAGUCGCGUUCAACCACUUACGUUAACAAAAAUAAUCCAGAGUGCUUUCGUUCUAUUAAUGGUGGUGUUGUGCGACAUUUGGAGGUGCGGCCCUGGCUAUGGAUUUGGGGUCCGACUAUACAACGAUUGCAGUAGUCGAAAUGUCAGGGUUGACUACCGGGGACGAGUUCUCGCCGACGACGAGACUUCGAAUCCAUUUCAAAACCUGACUGUCAAAUCCCUGGACUUCAGUAUUCGACUGUCGAUAUUCGCUGAGGAGUCGCAUCGGUAUUUGUGUUUCAACAACAAAUGGUCCCUUGUUGGUUCGAAACAUUUCCGCGGCCCCAAGUGUCUGUUCUACGAGGAGAUGCUUUCCACCGGGUACACACGGUACAAGUCGGUGGUCGACAAGUCGCGGUACAUAGGUUUCAACCGGCGGGGCCGUCCCAUGCGGCGGCACGUGUUCCACACGGACCCGCUGAACCGUUGCCUAAACUUCCUCAAGCUGGACACCAAGUUUGACAUCGGCGACCACAACCGCAAAGUGGCCGCUUCGUCGGGCAAGACCAUCGCGGUCGGCGGCAGCGGAGGCAAGCGCAACGGUGGGUCCAAGAAACCGAUUGCGUCGUCCGGUGGCGGUUACAACAGAAAAUUGCCAACGACCACCUCCACGACGACGACAACCACCACCACCACCACCACAACCACCACCACAACGACCACUACACCACCACCACCUCCACCACCAUCACCGUCAACACAUCCUUCUUCUAAACCACCAGUCAAGCACAGUCGAAUUCGGUUCAGACACAACCGACGCAACAGACACCGUCCCGAAGCCCUUCAAUCGUUAGAUCAAGACUAGAAUAGUAUUAUAUUAUUACUAUUAUUAUUAUUAUUAUUAUGACUAUUACUAUUAUUAUUAUAAUUAUAUUAUUAUCGUCAUCGUUAUAGUAUUCUCGUGACUCCAGACUCAUAAAAAACCAAGCAGUUAUCAUCACAAUUUUUACUAUUAUUAUUAUAAAUUUAAUAUUUAUAACGGAACGAAAUUCCCGAUCAUCAACGCAUAGGUCGUAGUUAUUUUUUAUAUUUUAUCUACGAACACCCGACGAUGUUGCUGCGAUUUAUAGGUAGAUAAUAUUAUAUAGGUUAAUGAUCGCGGUGGCGUUUGAGGUAUUUUUGCGUAGGUACACAAUCAAAACCCUCCUCGGGGGGACUAUUUUUCUUUAAAUGUUUUUUUAUCAUUAUAUUUAUAUUUGUUGCGUAAAUGCAAUGUUUAAACGUCGUUUUUUUUUUUCUGUUUGAUUUUCAAACGUAUCUCAGCUAACUGUGUUACUGCAGUCGUUGACGACACCGUGUGCUCGUCAUAAUGAUUCGAUUCGCGUGGUGCACUCAUUAUCCGGAGAGAGAUGAAAAAUCUGUGCUCGCGCGAUCGACUACGGAUUUUCCCGUCGCGUUUCCCGAAGAUAACCGAACGGUCCAGUGUUUGUAGGACCUAUGUACAAUAGUUUUAUAUUCGUACGAAAUCGGAUAAUCCAUUCUAUAUGCUAUGAUAUCAUACCGUUGCUCCGGGAGCACGUCUGACAUUCCGUUGGGCAUGUUACCGAUUUACAUUUUAUUAUUAUUAUUAUUAUUAUUAUUAUUAUAAUUAUAGGAAUUAAUAUUUAUUUUACCGCCCAAAGUAUAUUGUGCUUUAUUAUAAGCUGUUAUUUCCGCAUCUCCCCUUCUCGCGACGAUUGGCUCCUCGUUAAUCAUAAGAAUGACAACAAAUAUUACUCGCGUGUUACCUAUUAUAUAUAUUACUAUAUAUAAGUGGGUAACAUCAAUGUACCAUAUUGAAGCCAUCAGAACAAAAUGCACAUAGUUAAAAUGAAAGAGUCCAAUGCUAUUAUUUGAAUUGUCACGGAAAACAUGUUUAGUAAUAUUGUUUAGUAUGAUAAAUCUAGUCAAUAUUUCCUUUCCAUUAUAAGCACUUAUAAUCCACAACAUCAAGUAUAAAAUAAAAGCGUAAAAUGACGUAACAUUGUGUAGUAAUUUCACGCCUUAGAAAUAAAAUACGAAGUAACGAACGCGAUAGUAGAAUAUUGAACUAUAUAGUGUUAUGAUAUUAUAUAAUAUAUUAUAUUGUUUUGCGUAUCUAGAGCCUACAUAAAAUAUAACGAGUAAAACGUUCUCAAUACCAAAAAGUAUUAAUAUUUCUAAUU